Molecule: messenger RNA, 573 nt
Organism: Phycomyces blakesleeanus NRRL 1555(-)
Lineage: Eukaryota; Fungi; Mucoromycota; Mucoromycetes; Mucorales; Phycomycetaceae
Exons: 2
Coding region: 1-573 (190 amino acids)
Biological process (GO): translation
Cellular component (GO): ribosome; mitochondrial large ribosomal subunit
Molecular function (GO): structural constituent of ribosome
Source: RefSeq, a predicted model, not a curated record
AUGCAUCACGGCAAGCAUUUCCGUCGCCUCAAUCGCACAUCGUCGCAUCGUAACGCUCUUUUGCGAAACUUGGCAUCCUCGUUGAUCGAGUAUGGCCGGAUCGAAACCACCGUUGCCAAGGCAAAGGAGCUUAAGCCCAUCGCUGAUAGCAUGAUCACACUUGGAAAGAAGGGCGAUGUCGAAGCCAAGCGCCAGGCUAUUGCAUACCUCUACAGUCCUACUGUCACAGUUCCUAAACUCUUUGACGAACUUGCUCCUCGUUUUGCCGAACGUAACGGUGGAUAUACUCGUGUUCAGCGUAUCGGAAACCGUUACGGUGACAAUGCUCCCAUGGCUGUGAUUGAAUAUAUUGAUGGACCCAACGAUAUCAAAAAGGCAAUGGUUACCCAGACCUUGGCCCGUGUCCUGGGACAGACUAACCAGACUUCCAAGGUUAAGGAAGCAUUUGAAGGAACAGCUGACCUCGGUCUUUCCAAAACUCUUUUACGUGAUCUCAAGAAGGUUCAAUUCGCUAACAGUAUCGAGACCUUGAGCCAAGAUGUUGAGAAGGAGAUCGCAAAGCAAUUCAAUUAA